Pisolithus orientalis is the source of this 516-nucleotide messenger RNA. RefSeq lists its product as uncharacterized. The transcript has a single exon. The record is from RefSeq and is a predicted model, not a curated record. The coding region runs from base 1 to 516 and encodes 171 amino acids. NCBI's taxonomy places the organism in Eukaryota, Fungi, Basidiomycota, Agaricomycetes, Boletales, Pisolithaceae.
AUGCAGAGCAUCAUACCAAGUGUGAAGUGUGUUGGGGUCACCAUCCAAUGGACUGCCGAUGUAACUGAACAUGCCCAUGUAUCGGAGAUCAAGACACCUGCAUCAGCUAGCAAUAACAAUAACUAUGAUCCUCAAAUUUGCCAGUACCUCGAUCGUGCUGAAAAAUGUAGGAUGUUUGAACUCACAACAUCAUUAUAUGAAUCAAAGACUCACUCCCAUGGUUGUGUGGAAGAAAAGUCCUUGGAGGUUGAGGAUGGGAGUUCUGAUGAUGGCAACAGUGAGAUCAGUGAUCAUGAGGAGGCGAAUCUAGUUUCCAAGAUGCCAGGUCCCAUGCAGCCCAUCACCAAUUACUUCGCCAUCUCUGCAUGCCUCAGGACCCAGGAUUCAGACUCCAUUCCCUUCCCCUUGUGUAGUUUUAUCACAGAUGGUAUGGCGAUCAACCUUUCCUAUGACCCACCCUUGCGACACAUUAGUGUUGAUGGUGCUGCCAAGAAGUUUGGACUACUUGACCUCUGA